GCCCGGCCGCCCCGCCGCGCCGCCGCCCCCGCGGCCCCGGCCGGAGGAGACAGUAAAAGGAGCCACUUCCUGGAUCUUCUUCUGAACCCGUUUCCUCCACCAGGCAGCCCUCUUUGACCCUCUUUGACUCUUGGAUCAGCCAGUCACUCGAUGGGGAGCAACGGCGGACCUCCUUUUUGUGUCACCUUCCCACCUCUCUGUAGCAAGAAAAAUAACUUCAGCACCUCUUCAAUAAUAAUGAUGAAACUGGUAUUAACUGAAUGGCAAUUAUGGAUUUUUAACUCUAAUUCACAGUAAACCAGCAAGCCAUAUGUUUAAAAUCCAACCAAAAAUCAUUUUGUUUUGCUGCGUGUCUCACCCGCUUGUGAGAAGUUGCGAGAUCUCGAUUUGUACAAAGAGGGAUAUAAGCAUUACUUGCCGGAGGAACACAACUGAAGCAGAGAGAGAAGGCGUCCUAAUUUAUCCUUAAAGAUACCUGAUAGUAUUAUUUAUAUAGGUAGAGGAAAUAUAUAUACACACACACAUAUAUACACGUAUAUGUUUUUGGUGGUAAUGAGAAUGGCCCCGCAGAACGCCGACUCGGAAUCUCUGCAAGUUCAGGAGUUUCCUGUGCCCCUGCCGGAUCUGCAGAAGCCGGGAAGCGCGGAUACCCACGAUGAGACCAUCAGCGAGGGGUCCAUAGACCGGAUCCCCGUGCGCCUGUGGGUGAUGCACGGGGCCGUGAUGUUUGGCAGGGAGUUCUGUUACGCCAUGGAGACGGCGUUGGUCACGCCGAUCCUCUUGCAGAUUGGCCUUCCAGAGCAGUACUACAGCCUCACUUGGUUCCUGAGCCCCAUCCUCGGCCUCAUCUUCACGCCCAUCAUCGGCUCCGCCAGUGACCGCUGCACCCUGAGCUGGGGCCGCCGGCGGCCCUUCAUCCUCGCCCUGUGCGUCGGCGUGCUCUUCGGCGUGGCACUCUUCCUAAACGGCUCUGCCAUCGGUCUGUCCCUUGGCGAUGUCCCCAACCGGCAGCCCAUUGGCAUCGUCCUCACAGUGCUGGGGGUGGUCGUCCUGGAUUUCAGUGCCGACGCAACCGAGGGCCCCAUCCGGGCCUACCUGCUGGAUGUGGUGGACAGCGAGGAGCAGGACAUGGCCCUUAACAUCCACGCCUUCUCUGCUGGCCUUGGCGGGGCCAUCGGCUACGUGCUGGGGGGGCUGGACUGGACCCAGACCUUCUUGGGCGCCUGGUUCCGGACCCAGAACCAGGUGCUCUUCUUCUUCGCGGCCAUCAUCUUCGUGGUGUCGGUGGCCCUGCACCUGUUCAGCAUCGAGGAGGAGCAGUACAGCCCCCAGCAGGAGCGGGGCGGGGAGGUGGCCGACGCCCUGCCCCCCACCACCCGUGCGAACGUUCUGGAUGGCGGCGUGGCCCUGUUCCCCGAGGAGGUGCAGUCGGAGCACGAGCUCACGCUGGACUACCUGAGCGUGGACAUGGUGCGCAGCAAGAGCGACUCGGUGCUGCACGUGCCGGACGCCGCCCUGGACCUGGAGCCCGAGCUGCCCUUCCUGCCCGACAUCGAGCCCUCCAUCUUCCACGACGGCUCGUACCCCGGCACCCCCCGCAGCACCAGCCAGGAGCUCACCCGAGCCAGGCCGCCGCCCCGCCUGGCCUCCCUGCUCAGGGAGACGGCGAAAGAGGACGAGACGCUGCUCGAUAAUCACUUGAAUGAAGCCAAAGUGCCCAACGGCGGCGGCUCGCCGCCGAACGACGGCCCCAUGGGCUACAGCAGGGCGGACGGGAAGCCCGCUGCGGCGGCGGGCUCCAUGAGGCGGCGCAGGCACAUGUUCCGGCGGCAGGCCUCCAGCACCUUCUCCUACUACGGCAAGAUCGGCUCCCACCGUUACCGCUACCGGCGGGCCAACGCCGUGGUGCUCAUCAAGCCCUCGCGCAGCAUGAGCGACCUGUACGAGCUGCAGAAGCGGCAGCGACAGCGCUGCCGUGGCCGGCACCAGAGCGGGGCCACCACGUCGAGCGGCGACACGGAGAGCGAGGAGGGCGAGGGCGAGACCACGGUGCGGCUGCUCUGGCUGUCCAUGCUGAAGAUGCCCCAGGAGCUGACGCGCCUGUGUCUCUGCCACCUGCUCACCUGGUUCUCCGUCAUCGCCGAGGCCGUCUUCUACACCGACUUCAUGGGCCAGGUCAUCUUCGAAGGGGACCCCAAGGCCCCCUCCAACUCGACCUCCUGGCAGGCCUACAACGCUGGCGUGAAGAUGGGCUGCUGGGGCCUGGUGAUUUACGCGGCCACUGGUGCAAUUUGCUCAGCCCUGUUACAGAAGUACUUGGACAACUACGAUCUGAGCAUCAGGGUCAUCUACGUGCUGGGGACUCUGGGCUUCUCCAUCGGCACAGCCGUGAUGGCCAUGUUUGCCAACGUCUAUGUCGCCAUGAUCAUGAUCAGCACCAUGGGCAUAGUCUCCAUGAGCAUCUCCUACUGCCCCUAUGCCCUGCUCGGGCAGUACCAUGACAUCAAGGAGUAUGUGCACCACAGUCCCGGGAACUCCAGGCGCGGCUUUGGCAUAGACUGUGCAAUCCUCUCCUGCCAAGUGUACAUCUCCCAGAUCCUGGUGGCGUCUGCCCUCGGGGGCGUGGUGGACGCCGUUGGGAGCGUGCGUGUCAUUCCCGUGGUGGCCUCCGUGGGCUCUUUCUUGGGCUUCCUGACAGCCACGUUCCUGGUGAUCUACCCGGAGGUGUCUGAGGAGGCCAAGGAGGAGCAGAAAGGCCUGUCGCGCCAGCCGUCAGGUGACGGCGGGGACGGCGGCCAGAAGCCCACUGUGCUGACACUCUCCCGGAAGCAGGGCCCGCAGGGGCUGGUGGAGACGGAGUCCGUGGUCUGAGCCUCGCCCCUGUGCACACACAUUCCGGGGGGGGUGGCGGGGGGGGCAGGGGUGGUCACUGUUGCUUUGGUGGCAGCACAGAGUCCCUUUACAACACGGGGGGGGUGCGGUGGUGGUAGGGUAGGCCUGAGCCACUAGGCAAAGACACCACGCUAAUUCCUUUUUCCACAAUUAAAAAAAUCAUUUGAAAUAUUUUUUUUUUUUAAUUGAAAAGGAUCUUCUAAUUUCAACUCUUUUAUUCCGCAGGUAUAUUACUCUGCAUGUUUUUAAAAUUAUAAGUCAGAUUUACAAUAGACACAAGCAGUUUAGAGAAGAGUAAGGUUUUCAUUUCCAAGGUUAUAAUUGAAAACAAAAGUAUGUGCUGUCCUUCGUGUAGCCAGUGACUGAACCUUUCCACACCUCUCUGGACGCCUGCAGGCGUCGGGACUUUCUGUCAGAUCUCACGUUUUGUUGGUGCUGCAGUUAUUGGAGAGUAUUUUUCUUCAUCAUCGUUUUAGAAAACCAUUUUUUUUUCUUUCAAAACUGGUUUCCCUAGAAGAAACAGCGUUUCUUCUUUUCCUCAGAGAUUCUGAUAGAUGGCGCGAGUAGCAGGCCUGCCUCUGGGCAGUGGGAGGCGGCAGCCGCCCCCCACCCCCACCCCCACCCCCACCCCCGCCCCCGGGGAGGCAGGGCCCCAGGGACCCCGUGGGCGGGAGAGGGUGAUCGGAGGGUGCCCUGCGGGGACGGCGGGCUGGGACGGGCACCCGCGGCGGGCGGCGUUCCAACUUAGCAGAUGGGCCCCCUGGUAGGCGGGCGCGCAUGUCCAUGCCCGGACCCCUGAGAGGUGGUGGACUCUUUCAUUGCACUUUGACUCGUGUUUAAACCAUUUGUUGGGGAAAUCAUGAGGGCAGAGCUCCAGGCGUGGCCUUGCCCCCUGGGUCCUGCCGCCAGGCCUACCUCGGGUGUGUGGGGCGCUGCCCCAGCGCGCGUGAACUCCUCAUGCUGGGACUCCUCUGACCUCUUCUGACCUCUUCGCCUGCUCCCCCCGCUGAUGCUGGGACUGGAGCAGUGGCAAAGUGAAGCACGUGUCUGGGCCCGAAGGAAGGUCCACUCCCCCAGAGGACUCUGGCGGUGUUUUCUGCUUUCAGCGUCUAAGCCAAACCCGGACUUUGGGGAAAGUACAGUCACGAAAUGCUGCAGCUACUUGGGAAUGCUUUCCAAACCACAGUCUCUUUAUAACUGAGCAGUUUCUGCUUCUCUUACUUGGAAUGGUCAGUCUAAGCUUCCUGGUGUCACCUGGACACAGACGACGGUAAUACUUCGCUGCCUCAAGUUGUUUUUUAAAUAAAGAACUUUAGGAUGCAUGAACAAUCAUGCUGCAAUAUGAUCAUUCUAAAGCAAAUAUAUAUACAUACAUACAUAUAUAUAUAUAUAUAUUUCAAGAUGAGACUAAGCAGUUUUUAAAUAAAUUACUUGAAUUUUCUGUGUAUUCCAA
This is a messenger RNA of Mirounga angustirostris (Northern elephant seal), 4345 nucleotides long. It is a transcript of the gene SLC45A4, whose product is annotated as solute carrier family 45 member 4. Gene Ontology annotation, cellular component: membrane. The record is from RefSeq and is a predicted model, not a curated record. Bases 538 to 2871 code for a protein of 777 amino acids. Lineage: Eukaryota; Metazoa; Chordata; Mammalia; Carnivora; Phocidae. Gene Ontology annotation, molecular function: sucrose:proton symporter activity. The transcript has 9 exons. Gene Ontology annotation, biological process: transmembrane transport.